Aureococcus anophagefferens is the source of this 4257-nucleotide messenger RNA. RefSeq lists its product as hypothetical. Gene Ontology annotation, biological process: carbohydrate metabolic process. The coding region runs from base 1 to 4257 and encodes 1418 amino acids. The record is from RefSeq and is a predicted model, not a curated record. Lineage: Eukaryota; Pelagophyceae; Pelagomonadales; Pelagomonadaceae. The transcript is spliced from 7 exons.
AUGCUGGGCCGGCCGCUGUCCCUGGCGGCGCUCAUGGCCGCCGCGGAGCGGCGCACGGGCCUCCACGACUGGGGCGCGAGCGCCUCCUUCCCCGCGCUCUUCGGCCUCGCCGUCGACCGGCUCAACGAAGCGAGGCCGUCGCCCGUCGGCCGCCUCGUCGCCUUCGACUACCUCAUGCGGCGCCUCGAGGUGCGGCUCCGCGUCGUCGCCGCGGCGCGGAGCCUGCCGCGGCGGCCCGAAAUGAGCCGCGCGCCCGUCUUCGUCGUCGGCCUGCCCCGGACGGGCACGACGCUCCUCCACCGGCUCCUCGCGCUCGACGGCCGCUUCCGCUACCCGGAGACCCACGAGCUCCUCGACCCGCUCCCGGCGCCGGGCCGGAGCCGCGCGAAGCGCGUGCCGCACGUCGAGGCGAUCCACGAGCUCGGCGCCGAGGAGGCGGAGGAGUGCCUCCUCGCGCUCUCCGUGGAGGUGCCCCUGCUGCCGCCGACGUUCCGCCACCUCGUGCGCCACUGCGUCGCCGGCGCCGGCGCGGACUUCCCGGACCUGCGCGCGGCCUACGCGCUCUACCGGACGCAGCUCGAGCUCCUCGCCGCGGCCAAGGACGGCGACGCGGACCGGACCUGGGUCCUCAAGUGCCCGGCGCACGUGCCCUUCCUCGGGGACCUGCUCGCGGAGUUCCCGGACGCGCGCGUCGUCUGGGCGCACCGCGACCCCAAGUGUAGCCUGCCGUCGCUCGGGUCCAUGUUCCGCACCUUCGCCGACAUGUGCGACGCCGGCGACGUCGACCUCGGCGCCAUCGGCGCCGAGCAGCUCGCGUUCUGGUCCGCGGCCGUCGCGAGCGCCGAGGCCGCGCUCGCCGCGAGCCCGGCGACGCGCGUCGCGCACGUGGCCUACGACGACCUCGUCGGCGACCCGGCGGCGGCCCUCGCGCGCGUCUACGGCGACCUCGGCCUCGACGCGCCGCCGGACCUCGCGGAGGCCGUCGCCGCGGACCUCGCCGCGCGGCGGCCGCGCCGCGCGGCCGCGGCGAAGCGGCUCCGCGCGUACCACGCCUACUCCCUCGCCGAGUACGGCGUCGCCGAGGCCGACAUCGUCCACGACGUCGCCAUCGACCCCAAGGUCCAGGAGGGCGGCUACUCGAAGAUCCUGCGCAACCCCUCCACCAAGGACCUCGUCUCGCUCAACCACGGCAUCGGCGGCGGCGUCGGCGGCAAGACCAAGCAGGCGGAGCAGGGCUUCGGCCUCUGCGGCGACGACGGCGGCCGCGCCAUGUACAGCGGCGUCUCCGACGCCGCCUCCGACAAGUACGGCCAGACGGAACCGCGGGUCGAGUGGGUCGCCGGGUCGACCGUCGAUCUCCAGGCGCUCGUCACGGCGCACCACCUCGGCUGGUUCGAGUUCCGCCUCUGCCCCAUGGACGCCAUGGGCGAGGUCCUGACCCAGGAGUGCCUCAACGAGCACGUGCUCAAGUUCGACGCGGACUACACGCGGAACCAGUUCGACGAGACGGCCUACAGCGGCAAGCUCGUGCAGCAGGGCCGGCCGGAGCGGCAGCACGCGGCGGACUACUGGGGCGACCGCGACUCGUACCGCAACGUGCACACGCAGUGCCCCGCGCUCGCCGAGUUCGACGCGCGGGGCUUCAACGGCGCGGGCGUGCCCUGGGGCACGUGCUGCACCGACUACGCGCCGGCGGACAAGGGCGGCGGCGCCUGCAGCGACCCGGAGCACAACGACGACCGCUGGAUGGUCCCCGACGGGUCGACGGACACCUACUACGACAUGCGCUACGUCCUCCCCGCGGGCGUCACCUGCGAGCACUGCGUGCUCCAGUGGACCUACGUCACGGGCAACUCCGUCGACAACUUCCCCGAGGUCUUCCGCAACUGCGCCGACGUCAGGAUCGUCGACGGCGGCGGCUCCCGGGCCCCGUCGCCGCGGCCGACGGCGCCCGCGCCGACGCCCGCGGCGGCCAAGGAGACGCCCGCGCCGACGACGACGCCGGGCCGCGACGGCCGUUGCUGUUGGUGGGACAACUACGACCCGGCCGGCGACCCGCAGUGCUUUAACUGCCAGAGCGACCAGGAGCGGUCGUGCGCGUCGUCCAAGAACAAGUGCGAGGCCGACUGCGGCGGCCACUACUGCGCCUUCGACGAGGCCUGGACGGCCGCGCCGACGCCGACGCCGCCCGUCAACGACGGCGGCGAGGGCUGCGAGUGCCGGUCGGCGUCCGAGGUCACGUCCGACGCGUGGUGCUGGAAGACCGAGUGCGCCAAAGAGUACGUCGACGCCGGCUUCUGCGCCUACAAGGACGCGGACGGCGUCGUCUGCUCCGGCGGCUCCGGCGGCGGCCCGGGCGCGCCCGGCGGCGGCGGCGGCGGGACCAAGGCCUGCGACAAGGACUCGGUCGGCGCGACGUGCGCGUCCGGACCGCUCGGCGUCGUCGAGGACGCGUGGUGCAUCGCCGUCGCGUGCGCCGAGGUCUACGUCACGUCGGGGCACUGCAUGUUCAAGUGCCCCGAGGAGGCGCCGCCCGCGAACACGCUCGCGCCGACGCCCGCGACGACGACGACGAAGCCGCCCAAGGCGUGCGAGGACCGGUCCACCGAGAAGUCGUGCGACAAGGACGCGGCCUGCAAGUGGAAGGCCGGCCAGGGCAAGUGCGUCGUCGACGGCGGCGCGACGACGACGACGGCGGCCCCGACGACGGCCGCGCCGCCCGCGACGACGACGGCGGCCGCGACGACGACGGCCGCGCCCGCGCCCGUGCCGCCCGCGGCCAACUUCGAGCGCGUCGGCUACGUCGAGAACUGGAAGACCAUGGACACGGCGCACCUCGGGGGCUUCACGACGCUCCUCUACUCCUUCCUCACCCUGGAUCCGUCGCCGAACGCGGACGCCCCGCGCCAGAUCACGUGGAACGGCGAGGCCAUCUACGACAGCAUGAGCGCGGCCGACGUGCUCGAGGUCAUGAAGGACGUCGAGCCCGCGUGGAUGAAUCCAAUCGACGCGCUCAUCGACUUCUGCAAGACCAACAACAAGCGCUUCCUCUGGGCCUUCGGCGGCUGGUCGGACCUCACGAAGACGAUCGACGACGACCAGGUCGCCGCGCUCGUCGACCAGCUCGUCCAGCUCCUCGCCAUGGGCGCCGACGGCAUCGACUUCGACUGGGAGCACCUGAGCCAGUACCGCGACUCGGACCCGGCGGUCUACGCGCAGCAGCGGCUCAUCGUCGGCAAGGUCAUCGCGGCCCUGAAGCCGGCGCUCGUCGCCGCGGGCAUGGGCGACAAGAUCAUCUCCUACACGCCGCGCUACAACGCGUUCUUCCCGACGGCGGGCUCCAAGUACGGCCAGAACAACUUCGCGACCGACGGCGAGGGCGCCGACAUCUUCAACUACCUCAAGGCCAACUCCGACUACGGCGUCGACGCGGUGGACUACGUCCACCUCAUGAUGUACGACCUCGACGCGACAGACGCCUUCGUCGGCGCGACGGAGCCGUACUUCUCCCACGUCGACUACGGCAUCCCGCUCGACAAGGUCGUCAUGGGCUUCGAGCCCGGCCCGCAGGCCUACACGGGCGUCUGGGGCGGCAUGGACCACGACAUGGCGACGAUCGCCCGCAUGCGCGAGAUGGGCCUCGGCGGCGUCAUGUUCUGGGCCGUGAACGACCCCAAGGUCGCCUCGAACGGCAAGACGGUCGGCGAGAACUCCAUCGCGCUCGCCGACUACGCCGCCGCGCUCGACGGCGUCGUGGUGACGACGACCGAGGCCGCCGGCGGCCCGUCCUGCGCCGACAAGACGAAGAAGAAGUGCAAGAAGGACCCGGCCUGCGAGUACGAGAAGGGGGAGUGCCGCGACGCCCCGCAGCAGGCGGACCCCUGCGCCGCCGCCGUCGACGGCAAAACGGGCGCGAAGGCCAAGGACGCCUGCAAAGAGGUCAAGGGCUGCUCCUACAAGAAGAAGGCGUGCACGCCGUGCGACUCGAACACGAGCAAGAAGGCCUGCAAGAAGCACAAGAAAAGCUGCGAGUGGAAGAAGAAGAACGACAAGUGCGAGGCUAAGGGCGGCGACACCGGCGGCCUCACCGGAGGCGACAACGACUUCACGGAGGACUGCAAGGACUCGACGACCUGGUCCUUCGAGAACCCGAAGGACAAGGAGCUCACCUGCUACGAGGUCGCGCGGAACCCCGCGCGCCGCUGCGGCCUGCCCGGUGCCGCGGCGGCCUGCAAGCAGACCUGCGGCGCGUGCUAG